Xenopus laevis (African clawed frog) is the source of this 2450-nucleotide messenger RNA. RefSeq names its product fibulin-7. Bases 441 to 1577 code for a protein of 378 amino acids. The record is from RefSeq and is a predicted model, not a curated record. The transcript has 8 exons. NCBI's taxonomy places the organism in Eukaryota, Metazoa, Chordata, Amphibia, Anura, Pipidae.
AAAUUGGUUUUCAUGGCAAAUAUGUAUUUUCCAUGCCAUUUUAAUAUGGAAACAAAUAUACUUGAAGUACUAAAUUUUAUUUGAAUAGUUUCACUGAAAGUAGACCCCAUGAGGCCUAUUUAGCCUCCAUGCAUACAGAACACUCAUACUAUCCUUAAAUCAAUAGUUAUCUACAUUUUGGGCUAUAUGAUGCUCUGUAGUGUUCUAUGGGGACAGAGAAGGUGUUUGGAUGCAGUAACUCGUCUGAUUACUCCCCCUCCCAAUGUUUAUUCUCCCUGGAAGUGACUCCGCCUGGAGGAAUGCUGAGGUAACAGGCUCAGCAUAAAGAGAAAAGGGGCACACAGUAUAUAAUGCAGCCUCCUGUUUACUUCAGGACUUCAUAUCAAACCAGAAAACCAGGAGCAGCAUUGCCAAGCAAACGUACAGAAAGUCAUUAAGCAAUGAAGUCAAUUCUGCUGCUGAACAUCAUCCUCCAUCUGCUGUGGUUCUGCAAUGGGCAGGCCUGUUCUGAGCAACAAGAGGCUUUAAAGGUUCUUCGCCAAGUCCAGAAGUUGCUUACUGAACAUGAGGCAUCUUACCUGCGAGGGCUGAGAGCUCUCAAUCAGAGAAUCACACAACUGAAAGAUCAGCUCCUGAAAGGAGAGACUAAAGAGAACUGCCCUCGUUUAAAUGCCCCUCGACAUGGAAGAAUACUGGGUGGGAAGCUAAAGGUGGGGCAUGAGAUUCACUUCUUGUGUGAUCCAGGAUAUCGCCUGGUUGGAUCUGAAACCAGAACCUGCCAAAAGAACCAGACAUGGAGUGGGGAGCCUGCACUCUGUACAGAGUUGGCAUCACUAUCCAACGCGUCCUCCCUACAGCCAGCAAAGUGCUCUUCAUUCCAAGGUACUCAGCACUGUACUUGUGAUCCUGGGUACCUGAUCCAGCCUGGAGCUCUGUGUCAAGAUGUAGAUGAAUGCAGCAUGUUCCAUAGAAACGCAGAGGCAAAGAUCUGUGUGCAUGAAUGUAUUAACACUGCUGGUUCAUACUUAUGCGUCUGUCCAGAAGGCUACGUGCUGGACCCUCACCACAACACCUGCCAGGAUAUUGACGAAUGCAGCUUAGAGCAGAAUCCCUGCCCAGGAGGAAGUCUGUGUGUGAAUUUAUAUGGGGGGUUCGUUUGUGUCCAGCCAGAGUGUCCAAAACCCAAACAGAACACCAGUUACGUCAAAACAUCAGUCCAACAGUGUGAAAAGUCCCCUUGCCUCAUGGGAAGCAAGAGUUGCCUAGAAGCCCCCCGCUCCAUCUCCUUCCACUCCAUUUCUUUGCAGUCCCAGCUCCCUGCCCCCAGGGUAUUGUUCACCAUGUCGGCCCCACGCUCACUGGGAGACAACCAGCGUUUUUCCAUUAUCAGAGGAAAAGGGCGUGGGCUGGAAGUACGUCAAGCAAGCCGACACCGCUGGGAGCUGGUCCUCAACAAACCACUUAGUGGUCCUGCUGAGAUACAAGUGGAUGUGGAAAUGGCAGAAACGUCCUCAGAGGCUUUGCCUGGAAAACACAUCUUCUCCGUCACAAUCUAUGUCUCCAAGUAUCCAUUCUGAAGAUGCUCUUUGAAAAGCAUUUUUAAAAUAAUACUAUUAGUUGCUUCAUACUAAUAUUUCAUGCCAAUCUGAUGGAGUAACCGGGUACUGGAAAUUCUGCAUAGAUGGGGUUUCCAUUUUGGAGGGAAUUAAGAAAAGCUUUGCAUUCUCAGUGUUCAUUUCCUUUGCUUUAAAUAAACAGUUGAUUUAAGUAAAUAAACGUGUUUACUCUCUAGAAAAACCUCACAAAAUAUUGUGUGGCCAAGGCCUGACUGCAAUAUGUUUAUGGAGUCGGAAAAUAAAUACAUUUUAAAAGAUGGCAGGACUGCCAGCACUUUAUAAGUAAGAGAAGCCACAAAAAACACAGACGAGCUCUAUGAACAUGCAGGGAACAAGGACGGAUACUAUACAGGAGAUGCCAAAUAGUCAUUGCUAAUCCCGAAACCUCAAGGAUUUAUACACCAUGUGCCAGUCUUGAUUAUUUCUUAUAAUGAACCUCUUUGACAGCUCUGGUUCACAUAUCCAUACUAUCCAAGAUCAACUGUAUGUAAAAAAAUAGUAUCAAGAUUAUAUGGGACUGUUCUAUCUUUUCUAAAGGGGAUUGACGUAGACUAAAAGCAUCAUCUUCAUGGUGGAGCCAUUGCAAGAAGAAUAGGAUUGUCAAAUUUAUUUCAUUGCCUGUCCCAUCUUUUUUUUUAAAGAUUUUAUCUUGCAUAAUUUUUUGUUUUUUUUUAAUAUUUUUUUUUUUAUUUUCCGUAAAAAUUCUUACAAGCAUAGUGUAUUAACACAUGUAUGAUCGUUUCAGUUACAUUAUUGCAGAUUGGUAUAUGAAAACUUGCAGGCACUGCUAUAGACAUAUCUCUGUGUAACCAAUAAACCUUUGUAUUGAACAUA